Molecule: messenger RNA, 1470 nt
Organism: Ilyonectria robusta
Lineage: Eukaryota; Fungi; Ascomycota; Sordariomycetes; Hypocreales; Nectriaceae
Product: IQ calmodulin-binding motif protein
Exons: 1
Coding region: 1-1470 (489 amino acids)
Molecular function (GO): catalytic activity
Source: RefSeq, a predicted model, not a curated record
AUGUCCGCGGCUAGCGAGUUCCCCUCGUCUUUCGUGCAGCCUUGGCGAGAGCUGCUCGAGGCUCACCACGACCAGCAACAACAUGACUUCCCCAACCACCACGUCAACGACAUCGACUCGCUCAUCACCACGAGUCUCCCCAGGGCUCUGUAUGUAGGGACCGGCCAUUCCAUCUACACUCGCGCUCUGCUGCCCGCAAUCCUCACCGCCAAACACUCCGUCCAGUUCAUCACCUGCUACUGGGCCGCGUCCCCAUCCUUGGAUUCCAUCCGCGCGACGCUUCUGCAGCUUGCGGCGACGCGCGCCCAGGCCAACUCCGCGUCUCCCCUUCGCAUCUCCAUUGGGUUUUCGUCUCACGGUCUCUUUCAGAAGCUGUUCCACACGUCAUCUCGGAAUGGAUACGUCUAUCCUGCGUCGCGAUGGUCUGAGCUGGGUCUCCCAGAUGAAGACGUGCUGGUUAAAGCUGGCAUUGAGCUAACAGUCAAGAGUAUCUUCUUCACCCCGUUCAGUGUCAUGCACCCCAAGUUCGUCAUUGCCGAUGGCGCCAAGGCCUGGGUUCCCAGCUGCAAUGUGAGCUGGGAGAAGUGGUUCGAAGGAUGCAUCGCGGUCGAAGGCGACAUUGUGAAGCAGCUGGUCGCCUUCCAUGAGCGAGUCUGGGGCUCUGGAAACGAUUCGGAUUCGGCCCAUGGCCUUCAAGCGACGGACAACUCGGAAAUUUAUGCUCUCGCUGAGGGCAAUCACGCACUGCAUCCUUCAACAAGUGAAUCUCCCAUCAACAAUGGUGACGACACUUCAGCAACUCAGUCCAUCACCUUCCACAGCGAGGAACCCGCCCCCACAAUCUUUCUUCCAUCUUCGCAUCAUCGCAACCCCAGAUUCUCAUUCUUCCCCUUCCUCUCGCAGACCAACCCACCCAUGACACCUCUCAACGCAGCAUUGCUUACCCUCUUCGCUAAUGCGCGACAACAAAUUACCAUUCUCACUCCCAACGUGACCUCGUGGCCGGUAGUCGAGGCUCUCCUAGAUGCGCUUGCUCGUGGCGUGGACGUCCAGAUCCGAACAAGUAAAGGCAUGAUGCUCAUCGAGCAGCUCGUCACUGCGGGCACCACCACGGCUUGGUGUCUGCGUCGGUUUGUUCAGAGAUACCAGGCCCUCUUGCAACAGCCACGGCCGGCGGACCCAGAAUCCCAACAGGUCCAACCUGGCAACCUCGAAAUUCUCUACUACAAGCAUUUGGACACCAGGUCCGACAUGGAAGAUGAACCCGUCGUGAGCCAUUUCAAGAUGACGUUGGUGGAUGAUGAGUAUCUCGUACUGGGCUCCGGAAACAUGGACAGAGCGAGUUGGUGGACAAGCCAGGAGCUUGGUUUAUUGUUCUAUCUGCCCGGGUUUCAAGGCCAGAGACUAUGGGAAGGGGUGCUUGAGAAGCGCACCGAAGUGUACUUCCGAUCAGCAGAAAAGCGCAGAUGA